CUCUGUAUCUGAUAAAAUGGUGGUCACAUGACAGCCAAAUGUCACCUGCUCCCAUCAUAUGAUCAAUCUACAACUCAGUCGAAUCUGUUUUUCCUCCUGUUAAAGGCGUAGUCAACUGAUUCUCUAAACCUGAUCAGUAUUCUUAAGUUUCUCCCCAAAACUCUAAGAAAACCACAGCCAUGGCUCUCAGCGACGCGGACGUUCAAAAACAGAUCAAGCACAUGAUGGCUUUCAUCGAACAAGAGGCCAACGAGAAGGCUGAAGAAAUCGAUGCCAAGGCUGAGGAAGAGUUCAAUAUUGAGAAGGGCCGUUUGGUCCAGCAGCAAAGGCUGAAGAUCAUGGAAUACUACGAGAAGAAGGAGAAACAAGUCGAAUUACAGAAGAAAAUUCAAUCUUCAAACAUGUUGAACCAGGCCCGUUUGAAGGUUCUCAAAGUACGGGAAGAUCAUGUGCGGUCUGUACUGGAGGAUGCUCGUAAGAGGCUGGGUGAAGUCACCAGAGAUCAGGGACGUUACGCCCAAAUUGCUGAGUCUUUGAUUUUGCAAGCACUCUACCAACUGUUUGAAAACAACGUAAUUGUUCGAACGAGACCACAAGACAGGGACUUGGUGAAAACGGUUUUGCCAACAGUGGCUACUAAAUAUCGGGAUGUUACUGGGCGCGACGUCAACGUAACCCUUGAUGAUGCCGUCCAGCUUUCCCAAGACAUCACUGGAGGAAUCGACCUGUACACUCGUCAAAACAAAAUCAAGAUCAGCAACACUUUGGAGGCCCGUCUGGAGCUCAUUUCCCAACAGCUCAUUCCACAGAUUCGUAACGCUUUGUUCGGACGCAACGUCAACCGCAAAUUCACCGAUUAAAUUGCUUUAUUUUGGAAGCAAAUUAUUGUAGGAAGCUCUUGGAACAGAUGUGCAAUGGUUACAGGUCUUUGCGGGCUAGUUUCAAGGCUUCAAGUAUUUCUAGUGUGAAAAAAAUAUGCGCUAAAUCAGUUCUUAGCAAGUUGUAUGUAUCUCCCUUAUUAUGUAUGUAAAUAUUUUCAAAUUGAACCAGACUUCAGUAAUUCCUAUACAAAAAGUAUUACUAUGUUUUGACUUUGGUUUUGUUAUUGUUGUUGAAUUUUUAGUUGGAAAGUUACUCAACAUCCGUUAUAAAAUAAAAUAAUGCAAUUUAUUCCAUAAA
Messenger RNA from Dendroctonus ponderosae (mountain pine beetle), 1179 nucleotides. It is a transcript of the gene Vha26, whose product is annotated as V-type proton ATPase subunit E. Gene Ontology annotation, cellular component: proton-transporting two-sector ATPase complex, catalytic domain. The transcript has 4 exons. The record is from RefSeq and is a predicted model, not a curated record. Gene Ontology annotation, biological process: proton transmembrane transport. Gene Ontology annotation, molecular function: proton-transporting ATPase activity, rotational mechanism. NCBI's taxonomy places the organism in Eukaryota, Metazoa, Arthropoda, Insecta, Coleoptera, Curculionidae. Bases 180 to 860 code for a protein of 226 amino acids.